UCCUCUGCUAAAGUUAGGGAGAGAGUGAGAGACAAAACCCCACACGCAUUAAAAAGAAAAAGUUUAUAAUCGCAGUCAUAACAGGAGAAUCCUUCCCCCUCCCUCUCCUCCUUCCCUCUUGGCGGCAGCUUCUGAUGUGAGCCCAUUUUUCCAAAUUUGGGAUUUGUUGUUAAGAGGGGGGGAAACAAAUCACUGCUGGGAUCCAGGCAGAUUUUGGAAUUGUGGAAGAUCCCCAAAAAUGUCUGAUUCUACAGUAAAUGCACACCUGGAAGGCAUUAUAUCUGAUUUUGAAGCAUUGAAGAGGUCAUUUGAGGUCGAGGAGGUUGACCAAUCUUCGAACCCCUCUGUCCAACCACGCAGAACACCAAACCCACUGUUGAGAGGUGCAGCAUCUGCUGCCCAGAAAUUCCAGGAAUCAAGCCCCCGAAAUGCAGAGGCACUCCUGAGACAUGCAGACAUUAGCGGUCAGAGAUCUCCCAAAUCAUCACUAAAACGAAUUGAGUUAACUGGAUCCCGGCACCCAGAACCCAUGUCAAGACGAACAGAGAUCUCCAUCGACAUUUCAUCCAAACAGGUCGAAAAUUCUGCUCCAGCAAUGUCAAGGUUUGGUUUGAAGAGGGCAGAACUACCUGGACAUAAACCUCCGGAGCCCAUUCCAAGAAGAGCAGAGAUCACUCUGGGGAAGGCUCAUGAGCUCCGUGGAGAAUCUCCGGGCUCUAAGAUUCCUGAGCUUCCUCAAAGAAGAGUAGAAGAAUCUAAUGCCAAACGGGUUGAGAUCCAGGUACCUAAAUCCCCAGAGGUCCUCCCAGUUAAACAGAUGGAAAACUCAAUCCCAUCAUCCGCUGUGCUUCACCACCAACCUGAGAUUAAACCACAACCUGUCCAGAUAGAGAUUCAGCAGAGAACCCCAGAGGUUGUUGAGGAUACUCACCCAUACACCGCCAACAUGACAGACGUGAUCAGGGACGUAGGGGUCAAACAAGCCAUUCCUACCCGUGGUGUUGGAGAAAAGCCAGCCACAGAUUUCGGAUAUGUGGGGAUAGAUGCCAUUUUAGAACAAAUGAGGAAAAAAGCCAUGAAGCAAGGUUUCGAGCUGAAUAUCAUGGUAGUCGGUCAGAGUGGUCUUGGAAAAUCUACAUUAAUAAACACACUCUUCAAAUCCAAGGUCAGCAGGAAAUCGGUGCAGCCAACAUCUGAAGAGCGAAUUCCCAAAACUAUAGAGAUUAAAAGUGUCGCUCAUGAAAUUGAAGAAAAAGGAGUGCGGAUGAAGCUGACGGUCAUUGACACGCCUGGCUUUGGAGACCACAUAAAUAACGAGAACUGCUGGCUGCCUAUUAUGAAGUUCAUUAAUGAUCAAUACGAGAAGUAUCUACAGGAGGAAUUAAACAUCAACCGCAAGAAGCGAAUUCCUGACUCCAGAGUCCACUGCUGUAUAUACUUUAUCCCAGCCACAGGGCACUCACUCCGGCCCUUGGACAUCGAGUUCAUGAGACGCCUGAGCAAGGUGGUGAAUAUUGUACCAGUCAUUGCCAAAGCUGACACUUUAACCCUAGAAGAGAGGGAUUAUUUCAAGCAGAGAAUCCGUGCUGAUCUCCAGAACAAUGGUAUAGAUAUCUAUCCACAGAAGGAGUUUGAUGAGGAUGCAGAAGAUAGGCUGGUGAAUGAGAAGAUCAGAGAAAUGAUUCCAUUUGCUGUGGUAGGCAGUGACCAAGAAUACCAGAUCAAUGGCAGACGGAUUCUGGGCCGGAAAACCAAGUGGGGUACCAUUGAAGUAAACUGGUUGAUAUGGGGCAUGACCUCUUCUGUGGAAAACAUAGGUCAUUGUGAAUUUGCCUGCCUACGAGAUCUUCUGAUAAGGACGCACAUGCAGAAUAUCAAAGACAUAACCAGCAGUAUUCACUUUGAGGCAUAUCGUGUCAAGAGGCUUCAGGAAGGAAAUGUGUUCUCGAAUGGCACAGGGGAAAAAGACUACUCCUCCAAUGAGAUUUAAUUCUGAGACCAAGCACCCCCUUGUGGUCAUCCUGUCUUUCAGUUUUUAUUUUUUGUUUGUGUCUUCUGGUCCCGAUUUAUUGUGCGAGAGGAAAAUCGAGGAAAAGGAUCAGGAAGGCUAGCCCAUUAAUUUUCUAAGUCUGAUUCUGCCUGGUGUUUGAUCAGCAAGGAUGUGCCAUAGAAGGAGGACGUGGUGACGCAGUUAGAGGAAGUGGAAAUUUAGGGACACACGUACCCACUAACUUCUGCAUCUGUCCCUUUCUUUAUAUGGGAAUAUGAAUUCUUCAUCCCAUUCCUUGGCAUGUGGACCUUCACAAUAGCCACAUUUUAUUUCAUUGUUAAUAUUUCUAAGAACAUGAAAAAUCACCAAUAUAAUAAAAUAAACCCCUCAGAGAUACUA
This is a messenger RNA of Pseudophryne corroboree (corroboree frog), 2389 nucleotides long. RefSeq names its product septin 9 (gene SEPTIN9). Gene Ontology annotation, biological process: cytoskeleton-dependent cytokinesis; intracellular protein localization. Bases 239 to 1990 code for a protein of 583 amino acids. The record is from RefSeq and is a predicted model, not a curated record. The transcript has 12 exons. Gene Ontology annotation, cellular component: septin ring; cell division site; microtubule cytoskeleton. Lineage: Eukaryota; Metazoa; Chordata; Amphibia; Anura; Myobatrachidae. Gene Ontology annotation, molecular function: GTPase activity; GTP binding; molecular adaptor activity.